Messenger RNA from Amblyraja radiata (thorny skate), 4620 nucleotides. RefSeq names its product F-box protein 34 (gene fbxo34). NCBI's taxonomy places the organism in Eukaryota, Metazoa, Chordata, Chondrichthyes, Rajiformes, Rajidae. The transcript is spliced from 4 exons. Bases 358 to 2673 code for a protein of 771 amino acids. Gene Ontology annotation, molecular function: protein binding. The record is from RefSeq and is a predicted model, not a curated record.
AGGGCGCGCGGCACCCUGGGAUACUGGCAGACUCGCAGCCUCAAGUGCAGGAGGAACAACGGCGGUGGAGGACUCGGAGGGGGAGGUCGACGGCAGCGGCGAACAGGACUAGACGCCAGAAGAAGAAGAAGGAGAAGGACGGACACCACCAGCAGCACCAGCGAGGGAGUUACGCGUGAACCCAGGGUGCAAAGCCCUCGGAAACCAGCCCGCCAAGUCCCGGCCCCUCCUAGGGAAUCCCGCUUCCGAGGGGCCGGUACCGAGGGUCACCAAUUCAGUGUGUUUUGAAGUAAAUGUGGUAAGACCAUUUUGGUAAGAAGCCAUGCCAGUUCUCCAGAUCUCAGGAUAUCGGAAUCGAUGAAGGAGGUGUCUGGAUGCCUUGCUUUGAAAUUGCCUCUGGUAAACAUUUGUUCCCGUGAGCAAGUUGGCUUUGUUGUACUUGGGACUCCAAAUGAGGCACAAAGAUGUGAUGUGAACAGAUUUUUACGGUUGGCAACCAUGCAUCUGAAGCUGCACCCAAAGCUACAGCAGAAAGAUGCAUCUCUUGAAUCAAGCCAAGAGGCACUUAGAGGCCUUCGGUCAAGCCACCACACAACUGUAGGGGUUGAAAGAUGCCAAUCUACCUGCAAUAAACCAUUGUGCUGUAAAUCCAUUGCUUUGGCAUCUCACAUCAGCUUGUGGUGUCCAAGACCUUUUGGUUUCAUUUCCCAAAAUAAAAUGUGCAAUAUGAGGAAUCCAGCUGAUAAUGUUAGUUUUAAUGGAAGAAAGAAACAAGUGUCUGAAAAUGUUCUGCCUCCUUCGAUUCAUCAGGAAGAAGGGGAGGCACAAUUGGAUAUCUGGGCAGUCAUAAAACCUGGUAACACGAAAGAGAAAAUCGCAUUCUUUGCAGCACAUCAAUGCAAUAACAGGACCAGCGCCAUGAAAGUAAAGAGCAGUUGGGAUGCUGAGGUCACAACUGCUAAACGCAGAAGGAAAUCGGUUGAUCUAGAGAAAGUAAAGAUUCAACCAGUGAGAAAAGAGAGCAUUGAUAAAAGGUAUUUGCGUGCAGACCCACCAACAAGCAGUAACAGUGAUGAGAAUUCAUUUGUAAAUAUUGAUAAACAAAAUGCUGAUGGACUUGGUCAUAGCAGCUCUCUUUCUGUGGCAGAAAUGGUGGCUCUUCUAGAACAAAGGGCAAAUUCUCUUCUCCCAGACUGCAGCAAACCGUUUACAAAUGCCAAUGCUCACUCGCCGAGUGUUGUGCAUUCAAAGGGAGGGUCCUCAUCAGUAGAAGCCAUUUCACAUACAGGAUCGGAGCCUGGUUUAAGUCACAAAAAGUCCACUGAAAAUAAAAAACUACAGGGUGAAUAUGUUCGAGUUAUCGAAGUAAUAGCUAAGCUUGAAUCGGAGUGCUUAAAGAAUCAACACAACAGAAAUGGACAAGUUAGGAAUAAUAGCUUUCGGAGAGAGGUGGGGAGGGUUUUGCUAACCGAUCCACAUCUUUUGGAAGAAAGCAUGAAGAGUACAGGCAUUAUUAAAAAAUCAACUAAUGUACCCAGUACAGUUGAUAACAUUGGGCAAAGCAAAGAACAAUGCUGUCAUAUAAGCACAAGCUAUACUAAGCCAUGCACUGAACCACUGGAUAAUGCCACAAGUGUUCCAUCUCCAGCUAUUAGCUUUUCAGGUGUGGUAUUGGAUCUCUCUUCUAAAGAGGCUUCAUUAACCCACAAGGAAGCAAUGUCAUUGCCAAACAGUUGCAGAGAACGUUGCAGUCAUGAUGCUGAGGUAUCAGUGGAGUGCUGUAAUGCCCCGUCACUGUGUUGGGAAAUGGACAAUAAGUUUGUAUCAAACUUUACUUUUCCAGAGAAUGGUAUGGGUGAAUAUGCAACUGAUUUUAUUGUCGAUGAGUUAGAGUCUUGUGUGGCAGACAGGAAUAUGGAUAGGGGGGUGAAGGAAGGAACAGAAUGUAGAUCUAUAACUAGACUUCAUCCAUGUGAGGAACCCCUUCCUGGAGAACUCUUUUUCACACUUGAACAGUCCCAUAUGGAAAACUUGGAUUCAAAUGAAAAUACUACUGAGGAAAUCCUGGAUAUUGCACAAUGCAGGGAUCACUUUCUGAUUGCUGAAAGCAGAACAUUCAACCGAAGUUGCUCACAAACAAAUCGGGACAAUUCACUUGCAUCUUUUGGAACAAUAUGCCCUUCUUUAACUGAGCCCAUUCCUCUCAGGAGGCAAGUAUCUCAUGAGUUCCUGGAAACUCGCUUCAAAAUCCAACAGCUCCUUGAGCCUCGGCAAUACAUGGCCUUUUUACCGCACCACAUCAUGGUGAAGAUUUUCAUGUUUCUUCCUACCAAAACCCUGGCAGCUCUCAAAUGCACGUGCCAUUAUUUUAAGUUCAUUAUAGAAAACUAUGACAUUAGGGCAAUAGAUUCACGCUGGGUCUGUGACCCACGAUACAAAGAUGAUCCAUGCAAGCAGUGUAAAAAGCAUUACUCAAAAGGGGAUGUGUCACCGUGUCGGUGGCACUCAAAGCCCUAUUACAAAGUUCUACCCUAUGGGCGUUCUUACUGGAUGUGCUGUUGGCAGACAGAAAAAGACUCACCGGGCUGUAAAAUUGGGCUUCAUGAUAAUAACUGGGUGCAGUCUCAUAAUCAUAUCCAACAAAUAUGUGUAAAAAGUGGAGAAGAUUUUUGAAGUUUAAAAAAAGGUGAAAUUGGUUUAGUCUGACUGGCGAUGUAAAAAAAAAAAGUUAUUGAAUUGUUUGCUUCCUAUCAAAAUUGGAAUAUUUUGUUGGUUCUGCACUGUUUACAUUGUACAGUAAAAACAUGUUAGCUUACGUGAAUCUGCAUGAACCAAACUGCAGCAGGCAAUAGCUGUGAGAAGUGCAGUAUUUGCUCUAUCAUGUGUUUGAUUUAUGAUAGUGUUGUACUGUUAAUGUAGCUGUCACAGCAACAAACCACUACAAUGCAGCUAUAUCAGUGUUGCAGUUAGUCUAUUUUAAGUAAUGAUCUUUCUUUUGAAUAGAUUGUAUAUUCUACCUAAAAUUACAUUUAAGCGCAAAAUAUUGGCAUGGAAAUGAAUAAAUCUGAACAAAAUUGGCCACCUGGGACUAACUGAGAAUUAUGAUGGUAUGUGUUGCUUUACAAUGUUGGGUCAAAUUCAGAACUUUAUUAUUGGCACUGCAGAAUUACAGGUUAUGCAAAAUGAAAUCUGAUUGAAUGUGGCAUUACUUGAAUUGUCACUGUCAGUGUACAGCAAUGCCUACGUUGAAUUAAUUAGUCUCAGAUUAUUUUUGGGGGGGAUGGGUUUUUACUGGUCUAAAAGGUUUGGUGGUAUAUAUGGAGAGUUAUAUGAACUAUUGUACAGUGAUCAUUUUACUGAGAUGGAUGUUUUAAUAGGAUUUACCAAAUUUGUGUUAAUAGCAUAUAACUCAACUGUACAUCAGAAAUAAAAUUCAUUGUGCCAUGGCAAACAAUUCUUUGGUCCAAUCGAUAUAAUUCAAUUAUAAUUUUAAUCUUGUUGGCUGAAAAGAAAAAUAGUUUAAACAAACCCACAAAAAGAAAUCAAACUCUAAAAUUUAUCCUUGGGUAUUAAAAAGAGAUGCGUGGAAAUUAAGUCUCAUUCCCACAUAUAACAAGAAUGGGCUAUAUUUUAACCCAAACAUGAUAAAUUGCCAGCCUUUAACAUUAGCACCUCAAAUUAGCUUUUGAUUUGAGUUAAGUCAAAACCCUUGUUCCAUCGUCACUUUAAAAAGGAUUCUUCAUGGCUAUCUUUUUUUAAAUCUCAAAACUGAAAGCAAAAGUGGCAAUUCGGGUCUUUGCAUGAAUAACUUUAUUUUCUCAAGUGUGUGAAGAAAUGACAUUUUAUUUUAACUGUAUUACACUUUGUUCUCUACCUGCAUGAAUAUAAAAUCCAAAUAUCCUGAGACAGGUGAAUCUUAAGACCAAAACAGGGAAUAGUCACCAGGACAUACUUGGUGGAAAGAUGGAAAAUGACAAAACUGGUAAUCGGCCUAGAAAAAUAACCGUUAUUCUCUUCUCCGUGGAUGCUGAUUUGCUUCUUUUUCUCUUCACAUGCAAUAUUUUGAUCUUUGUGGUUACUCCAAAGAGUAAACGUAAGGAUACCAAAUAUAAGGAUUUAUUUUGCUAAGUAAAUCUUUAAAGUGCUUUUAUUACUGCCUUUGUAAGCUUAGGGUGCACAAUUGCAUAUUUGUACAUUAUUAUGUUUGUUGUUAGAGCUAGGAUUUUUUUUUUUGGCAUUGAUACUGUCUUUUAAAUGUGUCCCUUUUGAAUCUCAACCUUUUCAAAGUAUCCCAUCCAUGUAUUUUUUUUUUUUUACUUUACUUUCAAAUGGUGCCUAAAAUUGUUCAUUUGUUAGCUACUGAGUGAAUGCUGCCUAACCUGUAACACUGCAUAUGGCUUUGCAUUGUAAUAUAUUUUAUUCCCCCUAAACCUGCCGCUUGCUCCGAAACAUGUGCUAAUUGCAAGGAUGUCUAUUUACACUUCAGCAGUUAGGGAGCACAAUUAUAAAGCUGCUGUUUCUGUGUAUCAUGUACAUUAACUUGCAAUUUUCUAUAAUUUUAAGAUCUACAAACAUAAAACAAUGUAAAAUGAAUAAAUGUGGGACAUUAAUAGAACAAAA